This is a messenger RNA of Parastagonospora nodorum SN15, 1164 nucleotides long. RefSeq lists its product as hypothetical. Gene Ontology annotation, molecular function: phosphoric diester hydrolase activity. The record is from RefSeq and is a predicted model, not a curated record. Gene Ontology annotation, biological process: lipid metabolic process. The coding region runs from base 1 to 1164 and encodes 387 amino acids. The transcript has 2 exons. NCBI's taxonomy places the organism in Eukaryota, Fungi, Ascomycota, Dothideomycetes, Pleosporales, Phaeosphaeriaceae.
AUGCCAUCCAAUCCCGUGUUUGUAACAAUUAUUGACAAACCAGGCUUCCGCGAGCUUGAUGCUUCUUGCGCCGCAUCUGCAUUCAAGUCCGACAUCCGACUCAACCAGAUCCAAGUCAUCGGGACCCAUAACUCCUACCACCGUGAAGUCUCUCUAGCUGAACGUGCCGUCUUCGAGAAAUACGUCCCGUCACCAGAGGACUACUACUACUCGCACGCCGAGCUCCCCAUCCAGCUCGAGCACCAAUCCGUCCGCUCCUUUGAACUCGAUCUGCAUUCCGAUGAAAAAGGCGGCCUCUACUACCCUCCAGCAGUAUGGACGCUUUCCAAUCUCACCAAGAACAAUACCCCUUUCGACGGCGAAGUCCUGAAGAAGCCCGGCAUCAAAGUCUUCCACGUGACCGAUUUCGACCCUGACUCCGUUUGCCACACCUUCAUCGACUGCCUCAAGUCGCUGAAGAAAUGGUCCGAUGCGAACAAGCACCACGUCCCCAUCCUCAUCGAUCUCGAGCUCAAGACCGACGCGCCCGCAUGCCAGCUUGGCGGCGUGUGUCCCGGCGAAGCCACAAACUGGACGCUGCCCCGCCUGCUCAACGUCGACGCGGAGAUCCUGUCCGUCUUCUCGAAGAAGCAACUCAUCCGCCCGGACGACGUGCGCAAGGGCAAUCUGACAUUGGAGCAAUCGGUUCUGCAGCACGGAUGGCCCAAGCUGAACGACGUGCGUGGCCGCUUCCUCUUCUUCUUCGACAAUGACGCGAAGCCGGCGGAUCCCAACUCGCCCCGCGAAUUGUACCGCGCGGCUGCGCCUUCGCUGCAGAAUCGCACCGUGUUUACUAAUAGUCUGGCGGGCUCGCCGGAUGCGGCGAUUAUCAAGUACAACGAGCCGCGCGACAAUGGCACGGCGGUCAUCCAGGACUUGGUUAAGAAGGGGUAUAUUGUACGCACGAGGGCGGAUAUUCCGAUCGACACGCUUCUGAAUAGGACGACGGAGAUGCGGGAUUUGGCGUUCAAGAGUGGUGCGCAGAUUGUCAGCACGGAUUUUCCGGUGUAUGGGAUGAGUGCGAGGUGGGGAUGGGAUUAUGCUGUGCAGUUUGAGGGGGCGAGAGUGGCCCGCUGUAACCCCGUCACAGCUCCCAAGGGAUGCAAAGAUGAUGAUUUGGAGUAG